CAUAACGGCACAUGAGUGGUCACGAGCCGCUGUUAUCUGUGAUGGUAAACGUUGCCACAGUCCUCGUAUUGAUUGCCUGCAAGUUAAGCAAAGAGAACAAACUUCACUGCAACACAGUCGACUGCAGGAUAACGCUGAGAUUUCAUCAGAGUGUGUCACUGAGACCAAAUUAAUCUCUGGCGAGCUAGGUCACUCUACUACGCCACAGCCAGAGAUGAGGACUGAUCACCUAUCAUGAAGGUCAGAAGACAGGAGGUCAGCACUUGCCUUCGGAAGUACAGCGGCAUCUUCCUCUUUUUGGCUGUGUCCGUCUCAGUCUUCGUGCUGUGGAACAUGGACAUGCUGUUUAAGAAAAAAGUGAAGUCCUCCUUCAUCAUCCCAACAUUUUCGUCCGACCCCUACAUGCAACAUGGCUUCUGCACUUUCCAACCUCUGUCCCCUAAGGAGGCUCUCGAGGAAGACCUAAUACUAGAGUCCAUCGCUUGGCCUGAAACUCCCCCUUUGCCAUCUCCUCUGUCCCUAGAAGUUACCAGCGAUCCAGUCCACAGCAGCUUCACUAUUCUCCCAAGGAGUGCUGGGGGACAGUGGCACGUAGGGGAUUCGCUUGAGGUUACGAUCAAAAUGUAUGAUUACCAGGGUCGCCCCAAGAAGUCUGGAGGGGACGUCUUGUUUGCCCGGCUGCACAACGCCGCUCUCGGUGCAGGUGUGGCAGGCCAAGUGGUUGAUCAUCUCAACGGCUGCUAUUCCGCUGUAUUCUCUUUACUCUGGGAAGGACAUGCACAAGUUGAGGUGACACUGGUUCACCCCAGCGAGGCAGUCACGGUGCUGCGCAGGCUAACCGCUGAACAGCCCGACAGAAUUAACUUCGAAAGCCUGUUCCGCUCAAGCCUGGUAACUGAAACUGCCACCUGUAACGUAUGUCUGCGUCCAACCCAGCAGCCACUGUGCAACUACACCAACCUCCACACCGGUGAUCCAUGGUUCUGCUACAAGCCAAAGAAGCUCAGCUGCGAUGACAGAAUUGACCACUCCAAAGGAAAUUUCAAUCAAAACCUAAAGACCAACGAGGAGAUGCUCUUUCAAGAUGGUGUCAACAUGAAAGUCUCCAUUCGAGCUUCAGGACCUGCCAAUGUCACUGUGUUCCAAAAAAACAAAGAUCAACCUGAAGUGAAGAGCCUCAAAGUCAAGUCUGGGCCCUCUGGCUACUACUACCAGCAUGUGUGGCGAGCACUAGGUGGCACCACAGUUCACCAUUUCAACACGUCGUCAGCCAUCAGUCAGUGUCUGGAGGGAAGGGCUGUCCACCUGUAUGGAGACUCCACCAUCAGGCAGUGGUUUGAGCACCUCAUUGAAGCACUACCAGAUCUAAAGCAGUUUGACCUGCACAGCCAGGACCAAGCUGGUCCUUUCUUGGCCCUGGACUAUGCAAAAAACAUUAUGGUGACGUACCGCUGUCAUGGUCCUCCUAUUCGUUUUGCCAGCGUCCCAACCAGCGAGCUGCGUUAUAUCGCCAAUGAACUGGAUGGUAUACCUGGAGGCCCCAACACUGUCAUAGUUAUUGGAAUCUGGUCACACUUCAGCACUUUCCCUGUAGAAAUCUAUAUCCGGCGGCUGCAGAGGAUCCGUGGGGCAGUGAUGCGGCUGCUGGCCAGGGCUCCAGGCACGCUGGUGGUGAUCAGGGCUGCAAACCCCAAAGCUUUGACGCUCUACGAGACGCUGACCAACAGCGACUGGUACUCGUUGCAACGUGACAAGGUGCUCAGAGUCGUGUUCGAAGGAUUGAAUGUUCAUCUGGUGGAUGCCUGGGAGAUGGGAUUGGCCCACCACCUGCCACACAGUCUCCAUCCACAACCUCCCAUUAUCAAGAACAUGAUUGAUGUUCUCUUGUCCUAUAUAUGCCCUGAAUUGUACUAAAGGUAUGCUAGGUUUAGGUAUUAACCAUUACUGCUACCAAAUGACCAAGCUUGACACAUUCCAGGAGAUGCACGAGUUCACUAACGAUACAGAAGCAGGUUAAGAGGAGGUCAUGUUGCAAUGAUGUUUCAUGCAACCCAUAGUAAGCCAGUCAACGUUGUUCUUAUUACAAUAGACUAAGAAGUCAUUCAUUGGGCAGCAAAGCAAUUUUUGAGUCUUUCUGAUCUUGACUUAUGGCCCAGAGCAGGAAACUUAAAGUCCUUCACACUUAAAAGGAGUCACUAAAUUCCAUAAAUUCAGAUCAAAAUUUAAACAGCCGUGACAUGAUGACAUCUGAUAUGACAACAAACCAAAACUGACACAAGAUCAUUAACAGAUGAGCUGCUGGGGUGAUUAAUGCACAAGAGACUGCUUUCAUCUAGCUGGCAGAACUGCAAUUUUAGAAUUACUUGCAGUGACUAUGUGUCUUUGUGAUAUUGUGAUUUGUGCUGGGUGUUACAUGUACUGAAUGUUAUAUGUGCUUAUAUGUCCUGUGUAUGGACUGUAAAAGCAAAUUUGACGUUGAGGGGAGGGGCCUCUGUGGAUCAUCCCACAGAUACUUGAUCAGUUUGGGACCUAGUGAAUUUGGAGACCGGGUCCUUGUGCUAUUCUUCAUGUUUUUCUUGUGUUCCUAAACCUUUUGUGUGUGUGUGUUUGUCAGGUUGCAUCCUGCUGGAGAUAGCUGCUGCCAUCUUGUGUGUGCUUACAUGUGUACUUGUACAACUGUCUUUGAGAGAACAGUUUUAGUUUUCGACCAUUGAUGUAGGAAUAGAUUGGGACUAGAUUAAAGUUAGGGUGCAGGGUUAGGGAAUGCAGAUGCAAGUGUUAAAUACACAUACUGCAUCUGGGAUAAUAAUAAAAAAUCAACAAAAUAGGUUUCCGCAAAAAAUCUUUUAAUGAAUAUGUUUCAUAUGCUCAGGUAAAGAAUUUUGAAAGCUGUUUGUGGUAAGAUGUUAGAAACCAUACUACAAACGUUGCACUACUAUAUGUAAACUUUGAUAUAUCUGAAUCCAGCAAAGUCCUUAGCAAAGUGACACAGAAAUAUAUGAUGAAGUAGCCUUCAUGUUUUGCA
Mugil cephalus (flathead mullet) is the source of this 3025-nucleotide messenger RNA. Its product is annotated as NXPE family member 3-like. The record is from RefSeq and is a predicted model, not a curated record. The transcript is spliced from 7 exons. The coding region runs from base 235 to 1914 and encodes 559 amino acids. Lineage: Eukaryota; Metazoa; Chordata; Actinopteri; Mugiliformes; Mugilidae.